Messenger RNA from Cladophialophora immunda, 2735 nucleotides. Its product is annotated as 1,4-alpha-glucan-branching enzyme. Gene Ontology annotation, cellular component: cytoplasm. Lineage: Eukaryota; Fungi; Ascomycota; Eurotiomycetes; Chaetothyriales; Herpotrichiellaceae. Gene Ontology annotation, molecular function: hydrolase activity, hydrolyzing O-glycosyl compounds; 1,4-alpha-glucan branching enzyme activity; cation binding. Bases 289 to 2388 code for a protein of 699 amino acids. Gene Ontology annotation, biological process: glycogen biosynthetic process. The transcript has 3 exons. The record is from RefSeq and is a predicted model, not a curated record.
CUUUGUUGAGGGUUGAUGUCAUUAUUAUCGAGACCCUCAAACCACAAUUUCGCCGCAUCCCCCAAGGGUCUCGCUGGCUGCGCAGGUAAACACCUCAUUCAACACUUUUCCCAUCGAGGCACAAAACCUCCUCCAACAAGCCUCCGGCCACCCAGGAACAGCUCGAUAAAUACUUUUGAGCUCCUAACAUUGCCCUUUCUCCGCCCUUGAGUUCUGACAUUCCCUUAACCCGACCCAAUUGACUAUUGCACCACUUCCCAGCUCCCGUUGUGACCUCGACUGCCCCUCAUGGCGUUGAAUCAGGACUCUGCAAAUUCGGUCAUGGCUGCGCCUGCCAGCGGGGAAGCUCCCCUUGACGGAACAGGCGUUAUACAGCUCGACCCUUGGCUAGAACCGUUCCGGGGAGACCUGAAGUACCGGUUUUCCAAAGCCCAGGAAUGGAUAAAGAAGAUUGAUCAAACAGAAGGUGGCCUGGAGAAAUUCAGCCGUGGAUAUGAGAACUUUGGCUUUACGUUCGAGCCAGACGGUUCUAUAGUCUAUCGGGAAUGGGCUCCCAACGCUGAGCAAGCUUCCUUGAUCGGCGAGUUCAACAACUGGAACAGAGAGGCACACCCAAUGAAGAAGAACGAGUAUGGUGUAUGGGAACUGAGGCUCCCUGCAAAAGACGGCGUCCCAGCCAUUCAACAUAACACCAAACUGAAGAUUUCCAUGGUCAUUCCUGGCGGAGAGCGCAUUGAAAGAAUACCAGCCUGGAUCACCAGAGUUACCCAAGAACUCUCCGUGUCCCCGGUCUACGAUGCCGUGCUGUGGAACCCCCCCAAGGAGGAGCGUUAUGUCUUCAAGAACCCUCGCCCUCCCUAUCCAAAGAGCGUCCGCAUCUACGAAGCACACGUCGGUAUUUCUUCCCCUGAGCAGAAGGUUGCCACGUACAAGGAGUUCACCAAGAACAUGCUCCCAAGAAUCAAGUAUCUCGGGUACAAUGUCAUUCAAUUAAUGGCAAUCAUGGAGCACGCUUACUAUGCUUCUUUCGGAUAUCAGGUCAACUCCUUCUUUGCAGCGAGCUCCAGGUACGGGACGCCGGAGGAUCUGAAGGAACUGAUCGACACGGCCCACGGCAUGGGAAUCACAGUGCUCCUCGAUGUUGUGCACUCUCAUGCAAGCAAGAACGUACUGGACGGCCUCAAUAUGUUCGAUGGCAGCGACCACCUUUACUUCCACGAAGGUGGAAAAGGUCGACACGAGCUAUGGGACUCACGACUUUUCAACUAUGGUCAUCACGAAGUGUUACGAUUUCUGUUAUCCAACCUCCGAUUUUGGAUGGAGGAGUACCAAUUUGACGGCUUCCGUUUCGACGGAGUUACUUCCAUGCUUUACGUUCAUCACGGCAUUGGCACAGGAUUCUCGGGAGGCUACCACGAAUAUUUUGGCCCAUCCGUGGAUGUGGAAGCCGUGGUGUAUCUCAUGCUUGCCAACGAAAUGCUUCACGACAUCUACCCCAACUGCAUCACCAUUGCUGAAGACGUCUCCGGCAUGCCCGCCUUGUGCUUGAAGCUUUCACUAGGCGGAAUAGGAUUUGACUACCGCCUCGCUAUGGCUGUUCCUGAUAUGUACAUCAAGCUUCUCAAAGAGAAGAAGGACGAUGAGUGGGAUAUCGGCAACAUCGCAUUCACCCUCACCAACCGACGGCACGGUGAGAAGACCAUUGCCUAUGCCGAAUCCCACGACCAGGCCCUGGUAGGUGAUAAGUCACUGAUGAUGUGGCUGGCCGAUGCGGAGAUGUACACGCACAUGUCGGUCCUGACCCCGUUGACACCGACCAUCGACCGCGCGCUCUCCCUCCAUAAAAUGAUCCGCCUCGUGACCCAUGGCCUGGGUGGCGAAGGCUAUCUCAACUUCGAGGGCAACGAAUUUGGGCACCCAGAGUGGCUCGACUUUCCUCGAGCAGGCAAUGACAACUCCUUCUGGUACGCCCGCCGACAAUUAAACUUGACCGAAGACCACCUUCUUCGCUACAGGUUCCUGAACGAAUUCGACCGGACUAUGCAGUGGACUGAAGAGAAAUAUGGCUGGCUCCACAGCGCCCAGGCUUACAUCUCUUUGAAAAACGAGGACGACAAGGUGCUGGUCUUUGAAAGGGCAGGUCUCUUGUGGAUAUUCAACUUCCACCCCACGAACUCGUUCACCGAUUACAGAGUCGGCGUAGAUGUCCCGGGCGUCUAUCGGAUCGUCAUCGACACGGAUGCCCCUGAGUAUGGCGGGCACGGGAGAAAUGCAAAGGACACGAGAUUUUUCACGACCGACCUGCCGUGGAACAACAGGAAGAACUUCACCCAGGUUUACAUUCCUACAAGGACAGCUUUGGUCCUUGCCCUUGAAUCGACCCUUUGAUCCAGAGAUACCCAUAUUCCGACUUUUGUGAUGGGAGGGAGGCCUUUAGGAUGAUAGCUUUCUAGCUGGGUAUUGAAGACGCGAUGAGAUGUCCGCCCAAACCCAAAAAAAAAUAUUCUUUUGCAGGACAGCGCAACAGGUUUCAUGUCAAUAUCACUAUUAAUAGGUUUAUAGACUCAGGAUGAAUUAUGUGGCUCUGUCGAACAGUACGGCUGGCAAAAUCGACACCCAUUCUUGCUAACGACUUGUUCUCGACGCUUAUAGGGCACAAGGAAGAUCUGGAAAUACUUUUCUCUUCACACUGAUAAUUGUUACAACUUAAAAUCCUAUGGAUGAGUAGAGUAGAG